Salvia hispanica is the source of this 3910-nucleotide messenger RNA. Lineage: Eukaryota; Viridiplantae; Streptophyta; Magnoliopsida; Lamiales; Lamiaceae. The record is from RefSeq and is a predicted model, not a curated record.
CGGCGAAAAAACGCCGCUUGGCAAAAUAACGGUAAGAUUAUCGCCGAAUUAUCGCCGAUUUCACCACAACGGCCGGCGAUAAUCCGGCGAUGUUCGGCGAUUUUUCGCCGGAUUUUCGCCACCCCCAUUGGGAGUGCUCUUACGUAGAUAUGAAUAUGCAUUUUGUAGUUAUAAUUUUGUGAUGUAGGUUUAAUUGUUUUAUUGCUUUUUUUUCUAUGUUAAUGUGGUAGGUGUUGAUGGUACAACCUUAACUAUGUUGUGUUUUUAUUAUGUUGUUUAGAAGUUGACGUAUGAGAUAAGGUGGGUGUAUUUUGUUGACUAGUUUGUCCUCAUCCAUUGAGUGAUCGAGAAUUACUUGAAUCCAAGAAAGGUGAUGAUUUAGUAGGUAGGUGUUUUUUUGUUUGAUAUGGAACUCGUCACUCCUAUUCUCCUAAGCACGAGAUAUAAACCUGUUGGAUGGCAUUGAAUCUGAACCAUGAGAGAUUAUUUUUUACUAGAUAUUUUAAAUAACCGGAAGAGUUGGAUCACUGAUUGAUUCCACAAAAACUAGUUUCCAUUUAUUGCAACUAUUUCUUGCCAUAAAUUAACAUAUGCUGUUUUUGAUCCAUGCAUGUAUCUUGUCACUCUCACUCACAACUAUGUCCAAAAUUUCUUUAAUUAAACACAUGACUUAUCUCAAUCUGUGCGAUUGUAUUAUAAAUAUCAAGUGACUAUUUGGUUUGUUUGACCUGAUAUGAUAAAUUAAAAGAGUGUAGAUUUUAUAAUUAUAUUUGAAGCUUAUGAGAUUUUUUUUCUCAACCACGUAUGGAACAAAACUAGGAUCUUUUAUUACAUAAGGGGUGGGAAAUUGUACUACUUUGUGCACUAUUAAGCUAUUAAGUAUUAACACUUUAACAGCAUCAACAGACUACAAUCUCUUAUUUUGUCAUUCUCAUAAUAUUAGUAGUAUCAUAUUAGGUUCUUAUUUCGCCACUUUCCAAACACUAUCCAUGCAUUUAAUAAGUAUCCUAACUAAAUUGAUAUCAAAUAAUUUUAUAAUAUAAAAUUCCACUACAAUUGUAAUAUGGCAUAAUUUAAAUUAUAAAAUUAUACAGUACAAUUAAAAUUCCAAAAUUAUAUCAUCGAAAUUAUAAAAAAAAACUAAAAUUGAAAAACUUACAUACUACUAAAAAACUAAUCCAUUACUAACACCGGCUUGAGAUUUUGAAGAAGUGUGUUGUGAUUCUCCAAUUGUUCUAUCUUCAUUCUCGAUGUGUAUGUACAUCUGGCUUGACUUUUUAAUACAUAUUCAACAACUACGUAUCGUUUUCAAGUGUCUCCAAGAAUAUACUAACAUCUUGUGAAGCGACAUUGCUUGUGGUGACGUCUUCCUCUUUCCCUCACUUCGCCACCUUUUGUCCAAUCAAAUGACUCAUACUCGCAUCCAUGCCAUCACUCCUAGUGAGUCCUAGACACGUUGUCGGUCAAAUUGGACUCACUGCGGGUGGAGAAGUGGCCCGCCACCACAAUGUGCUUCGUUUUAUCAGAUCCAACCAUUCCACUGCUUAGCCAUUUUUUGAAGUGGCCAAUCUCUUCCCAUUCUCGAACUUAUUUGAAAAUCUUUGUAUUAUCGUAUUGAUAUGUGUCCAUUGUCUCUUUCAAAAUAUUCUAUGUACUUGAGUCGCUCCUUACUUGCGACUCCAUGUUGUUGUACAAGGCGCAACACUUUUCUAAUAAUGAGUUAACUUGAUCAAAAUGGCCUAGAGCAUACGAGCUUCGCAAGUACCGGUGCCUUGAGGGAAUAUCAUGUUGUAUCUCUCGAUUAUUAAUUAAGUAAAAACAGUUUAACUGUCAAUUUUCGAUGUCUUCAUCAAACCAACGAAAAAUGGACUAAAUCGAAUUGCUAUAAUUUACAUAUGAAUUCUACUUAAUUUUUAUGACUGAUAAUAUUUAUAAUUUCAGUCAUGAUUGGUUGUCUUUUUAGUUGUUUUAUCUCCCUACAGAAGAUUUAAAUAUAUUAUGUCAAAAAUUCAUUUUGUAAAGAACAAUUAAUUAACAACUCAUUUUCGAUAAAAUAGUUAGUUACUACAAAAAAAAUAAUGCAAAUCUCAUUAUACACGACAUUCGUCAUCUACUUAUUCAGUUUAUAGAAGCGUAUUAAAGAAUAUGUAUGAAAUCUCUUGGGUGAUCCUCUUCGAGUCUCAGGCUCUCAGCUGAUGAAGCCCAAUUCACCGAAUUCGCACGCUAGGGUUUGAAAGAGCAACAAUUUUAGGUGAUCCGACCCUUUUUCUCUUCUCAAUCUGACACAGUUUUAUCUCACUGCUUAUUCACGAUAAUGAUCAUCCCUUACUCGAUUUUAUUGUAAUUUUUCGCCGGCUAAAUCGGGAAAAGCGCAUCCCUAUGUUGGCUGUUGGGUUUAAAAUCUUCACCGGUUAUUUGCAAGCAAAGAAUAAUCAUCAUUGGUAGCUAAGUAGUAUUAUAACCCUUUUAUGAUUUAGGAAAUUGAUAAUUGGAUUUGAGGGAAAACCAUUUCAGCCGAGCUGAAUUUUUGACCGUUAAGUAGCUCCAAGUAAUGGCGACCAGGGCAUUGCUUGAUGCGCUGACGAAAAAUCCAAACUUUGGGAACCAAACGUUUAGCUCCAGAGGCCUAUUCUCCGGCAGCUAUGUGGGCGUUUCCUCCUCCGCCGCCGCCACUUCUUUCGCUAUUGCAACUCCUUUUGCAUAUCGAGCUUUGUUUGGGGAUGGCCCUAUGCAAAUUGCCUACUGUGAUGCUGGUGCAAUCUUAGAUGAAGAUUUUAGUGCUGUUAUGCAGAGCCGGCAAGUUGGCUCUAGCUAUGUUGAUGCAACUGUUGGUGACAAUCAUGGCAAAAGUUUUUCUACUGGGAAUGCUUUGGGGAAUGAACUAAGACACAGUUUCAAGCAGUAUGAUAUCCAGCUGAAACCACUCUUCUCGGCAUUUCAUUGGAAAAUUUUUGGCCUGACAUCAUUGAGGUCAUUUAUGUUAUUCUAUUUGCCUCUUUUGGAACCCCGUCCACCCACAGAAGAAGACGACGAUGCAGAUUUUCUAGUUGAGAAUCCCGUAGAGCAUCAUGUAGAUUUGGUUGAGCCAUUUAAGAAAUCAGUGAUACAAAUCAUCCGUGAGACAAGUGUGGUUACCACAAGGCGUAUCCUUGAAAGACUCGCAGUUCAUUAUGCUUCACAACGCAUAGCAUGGAAACUUCUCAAGGAUGUUCCCAAGUCGGCAAUUCGGAAGGCAUCAAGGAAAUUACCAACUUGUACUUUCUGUUUCUAUGUUAGCAGAACCACCUUCAGAGGACAUCUCCUUGGAGUUUUAGCUUCGUGGGCUGUUCAAGUUGGCCUCGAUAUGUAUGGAUUUAUUUAUAGUAUAGUUAAAUCCAAGAAAGACAGUCAUGAAACAACUUAUACGAAAGAUGAAUUUAAGAUCCUUGGAAAGAAGGUUUAUGGUACCAGUGUCCAAAACGCUGCCUCGCUCGUUUUUGCAUCUGUCGGAGCUGGCAUUGGCGCUACAUUAAUUCGUCCCUCAACAGGGCAGUGGGGUGUGCGCUUGGGGAUUUAGGAGGCCCGAUUAUGAUUGCUUUCUAUUUCGAGAAACUUGGUUGGGUACUCUAAUUGCUCAUACAAACGGAUAAUUGCUCAUACAGACUCAGAUUUUGUUAAAUAGCAUUCUUUGUUUUAACUUAGUUGAUUGUAAUUGCAGAAAUAAUUCAGUUCAUAAACAAUAAAAAUUGAUAGAAAAUAGUGUAUAUUUUUUUGAGUUAGGGUGGGGAUUGGGAUUUACUACCCUAAUCUCUUUCCCUUGCUGAUGGGGAGUAAUGCUAUACUAAGUUACAAGACUUGUAGUAGGGCAGGCAUGUAGAUUCAUAGUUAUUCAAUACUCCUUUUUAAGUUAUGUUUUGGUGUUGAAAUUAUC